Hemibagrus wyckioides is the source of this 1527-nucleotide messenger RNA. RefSeq names its product ethanolamine-phosphate cytidylyltransferase-like. The record is from RefSeq and is a predicted model, not a curated record. Gene Ontology annotation, molecular function: ethanolamine-phosphate cytidylyltransferase activity. Gene Ontology annotation, cellular component: cytoplasm. Gene Ontology annotation, biological process: phosphatidylethanolamine biosynthetic process. NCBI's taxonomy places the organism in Eukaryota, Metazoa, Chordata, Actinopteri, Siluriformes, Bagridae. The coding region runs from base 222 to 1424 and encodes 400 amino acids. The transcript is spliced from 13 exons.
UCGUACGACUCCGUGUCCUCGUGACGCCAUUUCCCCGGCACGAAGAGGAGGCGUUGCCGCGCGGCUCCGGAGCGUCACUGCCGUAAAUGCCGAAAACCCGGCUAUCCUGCUAUAAGGGACGUACGAGCUGUUCACUCUAACACGGUCAACAUUUGACAUUAGUACCAUUAGUACCAGUAGGUAAGCAACAUAGUGAAUAGAAAUUUCUAGACGUUAAGGCGAUGAUGAAAAACGGACACCAUCAGGCGCUCCCAGCGCGCGAGGAGGCGGAGGGUAAGCCGGUGACGGUCGCCUGCAGUCCCGAGAAGAGGAGACGGAUCGUGCGCGUGUGGUGUGACGGAUGCUAUGACAUGGUCCAUUAUGGACACUCAAACCAACUACGACAAGCCAAGGCUAUGGGGGAUCAUCUCAUAGUGGGAGUGCAUACUGAUGAGGAGAUCUCCAAGCACAAGGGCCCACCUGUCUUCACACAGGCUGAGAGGUACAAGAUGGUGCGCGCCAUUAAAUGGGUGGAUGACAUAGUGGAGGGUGCACCCUAUGUUACCACUCUGGAGACUCUGGACAAGUACAACUGUGACUUCUGUGUACACGGAGAUGACAUCACUCUGACAGUAGACGGAAAGGACACAUAUGAAGAGGUGAAAAAGUCAGGCAGAUACAGGCAAUGUAAGAGGACUCAGGGUGUGUCCACAACAGACCUGGUUGGCCGCAUGCUCCUGAUGACUAAAGCUCAUCACAGCAACAUAGGAAGUUCAGAUUAUCAGCAACACACGGACAACUUUGGAAGGGGUCCAAAGGGUCAUAGUCCAUGGACAGGGGUGUCUCAGUUUCUGCAGACGUCCCAAAAAAUCAUCCAGUUCGCCUCGGGGAAGGAGCCGCAGCCGGGGGACACCAUUAUAUAUGUGGCUGGAGCCUUUGACCUUUUCCAUAUUGGUCAUGUGGAUUUUCUGGAGGCAGUCUACAAGCUUUCAGACAAGCCAUACGUUAUUGUCGGGUUACAUUUUGAUCAGGAGGUGAAUCGCUACAAAGGAAAGAAUUAUCCCAUCAUGAACAUCCAUGAGCGGACACUGAGUGUUUUGGCGUGUCGGUAUGUCUCAGAGGUGGUCAUUGGAGCUCCCUACACAGUUUCAAAGGAUUUGCUAGACCAUUUUAAGGUGGAUCUUGUUUGUCAUGGAAAGACUGAAGUGUUUCCAGACAGAGAUGGCUCAGACCCCUAUGCAGUACCUAGGAGAAAAGGUAUACUAAGGAUUGUGGAUAGCGGAAACACCCUCACCACCGAUGACAUCGUGCAAAGGAUAAUAAAAAACAGGCUGCUGUUUGAGGCCAGGAACCAGAAGAAGGAGGCGAAGGAGAUGGCAGUGAUCCAGGCCAUGAAGCGGCGAGAGGAGGAAAAGGCUAAAGAGAGAUCUCAGGCUGUUCUAUAGAAAAGCUCGAUUUCAAGUGCAAAACUCUUGACUCCAAAACCUCCCCAUGAAUCUCCUCUGCAGAUGUGUCCUUACACACUUUUUUUUUUUUUUUUUUUUUUUU